AUGGCCGCGACCGACGGACAGAUCGUCGUUGCAGCGGCACGCUGGGCCGAGGAAGCCACGUACCUGCGCGAAUUCGUGUCCAAGUACCGUCUGCCAGCGGUGAUCAAGAUCACGAAGGGUCAAUACGGCGGGCUGGGUGUUCCAACGUUGCCGGCGCCCAGUCUCCAGAGCACGGCCCUGUUGGUGUCCGCUGGACGUCGACGGAAGAUCGUCGCGCAGGCGGUGAAGAUCAAAGAAGGGCGCCGAGUGGUGGGCGUGGGGCCCAGGUUGGCCAUCCCAGACUCGUACGCCGGCUACUUCGAGAUACUGAGCGAGGAAGGUAGAGCCGUGCGGGGGAUAGAGUCGGUGAACGAGCUGUGCCGAAGAUGCCCGGAGGAAGGGGCUCUGGUGCGCGAGACCGUGCGAGGGAUAGCGUGCAGAGUGGACGGCGACUCCGGCAUAGUGGUCCCGGAGGGAACGAGGACCCUAGCGGCCGGCGAGACGAUCGUAACAGCCGGGGAGAUUAGCCUGCCAGGUCGCGGUCGAUUUCUACGUUGCGUCGACUGCCGAGGGGAGAGCGUGCUGCUGGGUAUGGAGCAGCGCGGGCGUUUCAGUGCCCUAGCGCGCGAGGACAACAUCAGCGGCGUGCACACGGCUCGGGCGUUGCUCAGCAAGCGUCUGCCGUUGACGGUCCGGCUGGUGCACGGUCAACCGCCGAGGGGAUUGAAGUCGUCGUCGCAGUUCGUCCCGGAGCUGAGGCUUUUGUCCACCUUCGAGGAGGAGCAUGUGUUCGCGCUGCCGUUGCAGAGAGAAGGCGCGGCGGUGGCGUUGCCCCUGGCCGCCCCGUUGAAGCUGGUGAAAGCGCGGAACGAGGAAGCGCUCCGGUCGAUGCAGGAAUUCACGAGGCUGGUGGAGCGCGCGUCGCGCCUCGUCACCGACGUGGCCGAUCGCGCGCACGUGCUGGACGGCAGAUUAGGCGAGAGCAAGCCCUCCAGGCAGACCAGAAGCGGAUCCGGCUUCCUCAGGCGGUCUUCCACGAAUUCGGACAACGGGCCGAUGAACGGGCAUCACCGGAACAACGCCGGCCAUCACCAUCAUCAUCAUCACUAUCACAGCAACGGGGGCCACCAGGCGUCGGGUCACGCGGGUUACAGAGACGAGAAUCGCGUGCCGCCGUCCGCCUGCACGGAGGAGUACGACGAGAUCGAUCAGAUUUACGACUACGUGCGCGGAUUCGCGCCGCUACCGAAGAGCGUCAGGUCGCCUUACGAGAGCCCGUUGCCGGGGGCACAGGGGGGCUCCAGUCCACCACUGACGCCUGUUACGGUAACGAUCGCGCCUCUGUUGGACGACAGACCAGAACCACCGCCCAUAGAGACCAUACCGACGAAGAAGAUCCAAGCGGAGAAGAGGACGAGGCGCGCCGUGAAGGAAGCGCCUCAGCCGAGAGCGGAGAAGCCGCCGCUGGCGAAGCUGUACGUGAAGAACAGCGGCACGCAGAGGGGACGGCCGUUGAUGAGGCAAAAGAGCGCCUCCCCGUUGAAAGAAACGCCACCGGGUUACAAGGGCGGGUCGCCGCUUUUUAACAUCAGAUACAAGAGCCUGACGAACCUGCAAGCGAUGGAGCUCGACGGGACGUUGGACUCGAGCCACUCCGGGGGGAGAACGUCGGGGGAUUCUGGUGCUGGUGCUAAGCUACCGGAAAAGAGAUCGCGACGUCUGAGUAGACCGCGCUCGUUGACGAAUCUGGUGUGGGAUCUCCGCGGCGGAAGCGGUCUUGGCUGCGCGAGACCGGAAACCCCGCCACCAGCCACAGCAGCGCCAUUGCCACCGACUAAAUGUGGUCCACGCCUGGCUGUCACGGUUGUGGCACCCCGGCGUGUCGGCACGCUCUACCUCUAA
Molecule: messenger RNA, 1881 nt
Organism: Heterotrigona itama
Lineage: Eukaryota; Metazoa; Arthropoda; Insecta; Hymenoptera; Apidae
Source: the annotation of a GenBank genome assembly